AAUGAGACAAAUGGGUAAGCCUCACCCCUCUCCCUCCCUCAUUUUCGGCCAAGAGAAACCCAGGGAGAGCAAAAACCAUCCAGCCUUUUUCCCCAUUGUUGAAGAAAGCUCAACAAGAAGAAAUCCCAAGAAAAGGAGCUAAAGUGCUAAAAGUGUGAAAUAAUUAAGGCACUUGUAAAGGGUAUUUCAAGUGAUUUCACAAAGUUGGAAAAGUCACCGGAGUUUCACCGGAGUUCAACCAAGAAGGGUAGAACUUCAUAACGCUAGUUCAAGGUUGAAUCUAGGGCUUGCUACUUGCACCUUCUCACGGGUGAUAUCAAAUCAGGAAGACAUGAAAUGGAGGGCAGGCGAAUGGCAACCAGGAACAAUCCGAGGGGGCAGGCGCCGGUAGCAUCCCAAAGAGGAAGCCGGGCUACAUCUCGGGGUUCAAAAGGAGGCCGUGGAGGCCGUGGAAGCCGUGGAGGUCAUCAAGCUCAAACUGUGAGUGAUGGCCAUGUAAGCUCGGUGUAUGAAACCAACACCGAGGACUAUGACUCAACCUACGUUCCAGAAACGGAGCAUGAGGAGACCCCGUAUGAUGGGGGGGACACAUACACCGAUGAUGACGAUGAGAGUGAUGCCCGAUUCGCCCAAAUGGGUGAAUUACUUGAGUGGUAUCAAAAGGAGAAACUGAGGAGAGACCUUAGGCGCCAAGCGAGGCGUGGCUCUCGUGGUGGUUCGGGUCAAGGAAGCCGGGGAGCUUCCGUGGCCACCCCAGCGGCGUCACAAGGUGGGCGUGAAGGAGGUUUUGUUGUGAGAAUCUCCAAGUACCUCAAGGAGGCUAGGGCCUUGGGGUGUAGGUCCUUUGACGGCACCGGUGACAUUACCGUUGCCGCCGAUUGGAUUAAGAAGGUGAAGGAUGCAUCAAGAGACAUGCAAAUCACACCGGACGUGAAGUUGACUGUCGCUUCACGGCUACUUGAAGGGAUAGCUUCUAGGUGGUGGGAGAGCGUGGAAGGGAAGUACCAUGGGGAAAUAUCAUGGGCGGAUUUUGAGCUAGAGUUCUAUGCUCAAUACUACUCCGAGUAUGAGGUGAAUGUGAAACGGAGGGAGUACACUAACCUCAAGCAGAAAGAUGGUGGCACAGUGAAACAAUUGGAACAAGACUUUAGAACCUUGGCUAGGUUCUUGCCGGAGUACGCGGUUGAUGAGAACCGCAUGACGGAGCACUUUUGGGAUGCCUUACUCUUAGACAUCCGUGAUCGGGCCACGUACUCGCGCCACAUGACCUUUAGCGAGGUGGUGGAGCAGGGCCUUCUUGGGGAGGCCCAAUGGAAUGAAAGAAAAGAGAGAGACGCCGAAGAGGCGAAAAAGAGGAAAUGGCAUGGUUCGGGGCCGCCCGAGCAAGCACGGAAAGAUAAACACGGUGGGGGUGGUGGUUCGUUCAAGACACCGGCACCACCGGCAAAGAAGAACAGGGAUGCUCGGUGGCAUGCAUCCUCCUCCCUAAGGACGGGGCCUCCAAAGUGUGCCAAUUGCUCGAAAAAUCAUUUUGGGAAGUGCAAUGCACCCCCUAGGUGUUAUCAAUGUGGGAACACGGGCCACAUGAAGGCCAAUUGCCCACAACUAGGGGGAGGAGGAGCUCCGGGAACUGGAGAAGGGACUACGACGGGGAGGAACUGUGCGGGACCGUCAAACGGCGGCACGAGAAGAGGUGGCGCUUCAACAAGCCAUGCCGCGUCCGUAAAUCAAGGCGGGGCCCAAGCAAGGGUCUACGCGAUGACCGAGGCGGAUGCGCGGGAAAACCCGGACUCCGUCGCAGGUAAUACACUUAUUCUGGGCAUUUCUAGGCUUACUUUGAUCAUAUACGUCGUUAGGAUUGAGUGCGGGCCACCCCGGGGUCAAACCGGGUGAGUUAGGCCAAAUCAGGCUGAAAACAGCCACUGCCGGCCGGGCACGCCCUCAGGCACGCCGUGCGUGGCACCGUGCCUGGGAGGCAGUGGCUCUCCAAGAGAAUUCGGCCAGGCACGCCCUCAGGCACGCCGUGCGUGGCACCGUGCCUGGGAGGCAGUGGCUCUCCAAGAGAAUUCGGCCAGGCACGCCCUCAGGCACGUCGUGCGUGGCACCGUGCCUGGCAGGCAGUGGCUCUCCAAGAGAAUUCGGCCAGGCACGCCCUCAGGCACGCCGUGCGUGGCACCGUGCCUGGGAGGCAGUGGCUCUCCAAGAGAAUUCGGCCAGGCACGCCCUCAGGCACGCCGUGCGUGGCACCGUGCCUAGGAGGCAGUGGCUCUCCAAGAGAAUUCGGCCAGGCACGCCCUCAGGCACGCCGUGCGUGGCACCGUGCCUAGGAGGCAGUGGCUAGCAGGGUACAUUCCUAAGUUAGACAACAACAACAAAAUUGAAUCUCUUUUCAUCCAACACAUUGGUAAAAAUGUCUGCGGGUUGAAGCUCAAUAGACACAAAUUAAAGCACAUGUCAAAUGUGCCUUUCUCAACGUGAUACUUUAUAAAUGGCAGGAAAGAUCGAUGUGUUUAGUUCGUGAGUGGUGGGCAGGAUUGCAUGUGAUCCGCUAUAGCACUUUCAGAGUCAUUGUAAUUAACUGGGGAUAUGUGAAAAUGUCAAACAGUAGUCUUUCAAUUGCGUCAUCAUCCAUUGAACUUGUGAACAACUAGCAGCCACAACAUAUUCUGUCUCGGCCGUAGAGGUUGACACACAAAUUUGUUUCUUGGAGGACUAACAGACUAACUUUUCUCCCGAAAAUUGAGCACUGCCCGAGGUGCUUUUCCUAUCCAUUUUGCAACCUGCAAAAUCUGAAUAAGAAUAACCAAUUAGGUCAAACCCUGAGUUCUUGGAGGUACCAAAGGCCCAAAUUCAAUGUGCCCUUGAAGUAUCUCAAGAUUCUUUUCACUACUGUUAGAUGAAGUUUUUAUGGAUUUGCUUGAAAGAGAGCGCACAGAAAGGUAAGUGUCGGGUCUUCUUGAGGUAAGGUAAAACAAGGAACCGAUGAUCGCCCUAUAAUUUGUAACGUCGAUUGGUUUCCUAAAAGGGUCUGAGUCAAGCUUACUUGAGGGAGACAUGUGUGUUCUUAUGGUUGUCUUAUUAUCCAUCUUGAACAUGUUCAAUAUAUCAUGAAUGCACUUUGCUUGAUUAAUGAAGAUCAUGUCUGGCAACUGUCUGAUUUGUAGAUCGAGAAAGAAGUUUAAUUCUCCUAUCAUGCUUAUUUCAUACUUGGUCUGCAUCAGUUUGCUAAUUUUUUUUGUAGAAGUUUAGAUUGGAUGAGGGGAAAAUGAUGUCAUCAACAUAUAUCUCGAUCAUCAUGAUGUCAUUCUUUUGUCGCUCUAUGAAGAGGUGGUGUUAAUUUUGCCACCAGAUUCAACAAGAAAGUCGAACAAAGCUUCAUACCCUUGGAGCUUGCUUUUGGCCGUAUAGAACUUUUUUCAACUUGUAGACAUCAUUGGGCCCAUAUGUGUCAACAAAUCCUUCGAGUUGAAAGACAUAGACUUCUUCUUUCAAGACUCUGUUCAAAAAAGAGUUUUCACAUUCAUUUGAUACACUCUGAAGUUUUUGUGUCACAUAUGUUUGAAAGAGGCGAAUUAUAUUGCUUUAAUUCUAGCAACAAGAGAAAAUGUUUCAUCAUACUCUAUUCCCCUUGAAGAUUAUGUCUUGUUCUUACUCAUCAAGAUGGAUCACCAAUUAUAAGUUCUGGAGGAUGAGCCUUUGUCCACUUUCUCUCAUGUGGGAGAGGAAGCGGAGUUAUGUUCUGGUGAUUUGGAUCUUCAUGCUCAGAAAGAGAUUGCAUUUCACGGGUUGAAGAGUUGGGAAAUUGAUGUUCUGAGUUUCUGCCUGAUUUGGGUCCUCUAUGUUAUAUGAAAAAACUAGAAGUGCCCAAAAAAUGUACACUUUUUGUGUACACCCUCCAAGUUACACAAUCAACUCGUUUAGAAAAAAGUCAGCAAUAAUCUAUGUACACAGACGAGUGUACACUUUUGAUUUGACCACACCAAGAACAACUCAUGUUAUAUUGAGAUGGAUGAAUUGUUUCGUUGAAUGGGUUGAACAGAUUCAUCUUAGUGAGAG
This is a messenger RNA of Cuscuta epithymum, 4056 nucleotides long. The record is from the annotation of a GenBank genome assembly. NCBI's taxonomy places the organism in Eukaryota, Viridiplantae, Streptophyta, Magnoliopsida, Solanales, Convolvulaceae.